AUGGAGUGGGAGCCGUCGACGGCUGGUGGGGUUUGCCGCCCCGUUGUGCACAGCUCCGCGCUGUGUGGCCAGCUGGAUGGCGGCGAGGAGCGCUACGUGUUGCACGCGGCCUGCUGCGGGGAUGCCGCCAUCGCGGCGGUGGCGCUUUCGGACGGGUGCAUCAAGGUGUUCGGGAUCGGAGACGGGCGGCUGGCGCACCUGACCGACAUGCACGGGCACGGCGCCGCGGUCGCGGGGAUCUGCUUUCGGGUGCCCGGGGCCGUGGCGCCGCUGCAUUCGUGCGCGGCGGACGGGACGGUCAGGGCGUGGGACAUGAGGACGGGAAAGGAGGAGCAGAGGUAUUGCGUCAUGGGCGAGGAACUCACUUGUGUGAGUGCAUGUGGUCCGCUCGUGGCAGCAGGAGGAGAGGAAGGAAAUGUGCACUUUUGGGACAAUCGGAAUCCUGGCAAGUUUUUGGCCAAAUUUGAAGACACGCAUGCCACAACUGUUACCCAGGUUCAGUUUCAUGCCAGCCAUGCGCACAAGUUCUUUACAGCAUCUGAAGAUGGAUUGCUUUGUGUGUUUGACCUUGCCAAUGGACUUUCUGAGGACGAUGGUUUUCAGGCAGCUCAAAACCUGGCAGCCAUUGCUGAGUUUGGGUUUUAUGGAAUGGGUGGCGGCCAAUUGUGGUCCCGCUCAUGUGGUGAAGGCUUUGUUUUGUGGGACUGGGAGGCGGCUGUGAAGGACGACAUGGAGGCUGACGGGGGUGGGCUGAUCGCUGCAUUGCAUGAUGCGAGGACAGCAUUGCAGGCAGUGCCUCUGGCGCAGAUUGAUUAUCUGAUUGGUUGCCACUGCACUCCUGGCGGCCACUUGUCCCUCUUUGCUGGCAGCAAUGGUGGGACAGUGACUACUUUUCCAGUGCGGGAACCAGGGCCUGAUGGUUGCAUUUUUGAGCCCUCCUCAACCAUUUUUGCUGGAGGGCACUCUUCGAUCGUGCGUUGCAUUGAUGUGGUAGACUUUGACCAGAGGAUUUGCAUCAGUGGUGCUGAAGAUGGGAGGAUCUGCUUGUGGCGGCUUGAUGCACAGUCUGAAGAUUCAGGAUUGAGCAGAAUGUUGAGAACACCACAAACUAACGCCAGAGUUUCUCCAUAUUGA
Molecule: messenger RNA, 1134 nt
Organism: Ostreobium quekettii
Lineage: Eukaryota; Viridiplantae; Chlorophyta; Ulvophyceae; Bryopsidales; Ostreobiaceae
Source: the annotation of a GenBank genome assembly